AUGCUAAAACCUCGACUUAUUACAAAACUUCUGGUCGAUUGCAACUCAGCUCACAUUCAGAUUCGUCAGAACGACAGCCAAUCAGAUAUCUCUACGGAUGGAUAUUCCCGUGGUAGUUAUAAAACAUUUAAAAACAAACUUGAAAGAAACGUUAAAGAAAACAGGGAGGUUGUUGUUGAAGACAGAAGUCAAUCAGAUCAAGAAAAACAUAAUGAAGAAACUUUAGAGCGUUUACGAAAUGGUGAGACGCGUGAGAGGAAUGGAAACGAAAGUAGAAAAAACGUCGGUUCAUUUAAUAAAGAGAUGAGUAGCUCAUCGUGGACUCAUAAUGACAGCGGUUUUGGAAAGAAACAUCAUGUGCCAAUAAAUGGUGUGCAAGUCCUACCACCCGAACCAGUUUUCAUCAAGUUUGAAAGUAGCGAUGAGGAGAAUGAAAAUUGAAGUUGAAUGUUUUAUUAACAAGCUUUUUUAGACUUAUAUAUGGCUCACUUUAUGGAGGUGAAUUUACGUUUGAUAUAUGAUUUGAGAUAAUUGACUAUUUAUUUUUAUCAUUCUCUAACAUACUUUAUCUUUACAUUUGAAGUCAUGUACAAAUGCUUGCUUGUAUGACAAAUAAAUUAAAUAUCUUCUAAAUGAAUCAAUUUCCCCCCUCCCCCCCUAGAAAUCAUACACAUUGUUUGGAGAAAAAAAUGUUCCUGCUGUUAUUUUGAAAUUCCUACAUUUUUUAAAUAAUAUAUGUGUAUGACGACGGAAAAAAACAAAACAUUAUUUUAAUGGUUCUAAUCAGACGGAAAACAGUAGAGAAGUUAAAGUUGUUGAAA
Messenger RNA from Xenia sp. Carnegie-2017, 821 nucleotides. RefSeq lists its product as uncharacterized. Bases 1 to 441 code for a protein of 146 amino acids. The record is from RefSeq and is a predicted model, not a curated record. Lineage: Eukaryota; Metazoa; Cnidaria; Anthozoa; Malacalcyonacea; Xeniidae. The transcript is spliced from 3 exons.